AUGGCUCCCGUCCUCGACCCCCCGCAGACCAUCGACUGGAUGGGCAAGAAGGUGCCCGUCUGGUCUAUGCAGACCAUUAACUACGGCCUGCUUCUUUCUCAGGAUCCCUCUGAGAUUGACAAGGUGGUCAAUGCCUGCCUGGAGGACGGCUACUUCUACCUGGACCUCCAGGGCAUCGAUGGCCGCCGCAUGCUGGCCGACCAGCAGGAGACGCUCAAGCUGAUGAAGCGCUUCUUUGACGCGCCGUUGGAAGCCAAGAACGAGUUUGGCCUCAUCUCGUCCCAUCUUGGCUACGAGCCUGUCGGCAGCCGCACCGGCGUCGCGGCCGGCACCAAGGACGGAUACGAGAUGCUCAAGGUCUCGCGAGACGAGAUCCAGCGCGACAGCCCCAAGAUCCCGACCACGGUCAAGAACAGCGGCGACCUGCAGAUCCUCGAGAACGCCAUCGGCAGCUGCAACACCGUCACCAAGGUCAUCCUGUCGGCCUUGUCCACCGGCCUCCACCUGACGGGCGCCGGCCGCUUCGAGAACUCGCACCGCAACGAGCGCCCGUCGACGACGACUCUGUCCAUGAUGCACUACCUCCCCUCGGAGCUGGCCGGCGAGAACCGCAUCGGCCACCAGAAGCAUACCGACAUCAGCACGCUUACCCUCCUCUUCAGCGAGCAGUGGGGCCUCCAGAUCCGCCCGCCGGGCACCUGCGGCGCUCGCGAGAUGGGGUUCGUCGCCCCCAAGCCCGGCUGCGCCUUUGUCCACGUGGGCGACUCGCUGCGCUUCGCCAGCGGCAUGAAGUUCCAGAGCUGCAUCCACCGCGUCGUGCCCUUUGACCCCACCGAGCACCGCUACUCCAUCGCCUACUUCCUGCGCGCCGAGGACGACACCAUGUUCAUCGACUCGGAGGGCCGCGCCAUCACCGCCGGGGAGUGGCACGACCAGAAGUUCAAGGCCUUUACCGACCCUGAGCUGUGGCAGGCCAUGGCGCCCAAGUCCAUGAUCCUGGGUGGCAUGAAGGAGGACGGCGAGGACACGCCCAUUGAUCUGCCUGCUGCCAAGGCGACGGCCCAGAGCGCUGUGCCGACCAAGGCAUAA
Messenger RNA from Purpureocillium lilacinum, 1089 nucleotides. RefSeq lists its product as uncharacterized. Lineage: Eukaryota; Fungi; Ascomycota; Sordariomycetes; Hypocreales; Ophiocordycipitaceae. The record is from RefSeq and is a predicted model, not a curated record. Gene Ontology annotation, molecular function: 2-oxoglutarate-dependent dioxygenase activity.